Neurospora crassa OR74A is the source of this 906-nucleotide messenger RNA. RefSeq names its product thioredoxin II. The coding region runs from base 140 to 583 and encodes 147 amino acids. The record is from RefSeq and is a predicted model, not a curated record. The transcript has 3 exons. NCBI's taxonomy places the organism in Eukaryota, Fungi, Ascomycota, Sordariomycetes, Sordariales, Sordariaceae.
GUACCGUUUCUUUUGGCAGCCAUCGGCUCUCGGUGCAGUCACAGUGCUUUGGGUGGUCUCGUAAAAAAAGAGGCUCAGCCUUUCCCAUCUGUUGGAAUUUACCGUAAAAAACCCCUCUUCCCCUCAACUCUCCUACACCAUGUUCUCCUCCAGAUUCAUUAGACCUGCCGCCAGCACUUUUGCCAGAGCUACUCCUCGCCCUAUCAUCACCAAUACCCCUUCAAUUGCUUCCCGCUUUUUCACCACUUCGUCGCCCAAGAUGACUGUCCACAACAUUGCUACCGUCGCCGAGUUCAAGGAGGCCAUUGCCAAGCACCCCAUCGUUGUCCUUGACGCUUUCGCUACCUGGUGCGGUCCUUGCAAGGCCAUCGCUCCCACUGUCGCCAAGUGGUCCGAGGAGCCUCAGUUCAAGGACACCGUCUACUUCGCCAAGUUCGACGUCGACGCCCUUCCCGACCUCGCCCAGGAGCUCGGCAUCCGCGCCAUGCCCACUUUCGUCAUCUUCAAGAACGGCGACAAGGCUGACGAGUUCGUCGGUGCCAACCCCCCUGCUCUCCUGGCCACCAUCACCAAGCAACUUUGAAUAAAGAGCGGAGAUAUGGGAUAGAUACAACAGGAUGAUACCGAGAAAUAGAUAGGGAAUGCAAAGUUUAAGCCAUUCGGAACAGCACUUUGUGUGUGAGCGCCUACCAACAUGCGCGCAUGUGAGUGAGUAGGGCUGGGAUGGGAGGCUGUCUGGCUAGGUAUGCUGUGGUUAGAGUGUCAUUCAUGGUUACAUACAUGACUGCAACUUACCAUUGCAGCACGACCACGAUGGAGACUGCUGCCGGUACCCAACCACGAUUCAUGGCCCGACACGAGAAAAAGGAAAGACUAGAAACGGUACUGGAAACACUUGCGUACCUA